UUUUAAAAUGGCUACGGCUCAGUACUCGACUCACCUAGCCGAACAAUGCUAAAAAUCAGUUGCUCAUUGAAAGGCCAAGUGAGUGGAGUUAAAUAUUUUAUGAUAGUGGAAAAAGAAGAAAAUUUUGUUUGGCGCGCUUUAAUUAAAAGAAAAUAUUAAAAAUAUAUUUAGACUCACUACUCAAUGCAAGUGUCAAAAUAAAUACUGAAUAAUAAGAAGACGCAGAAGAGUAAUACGAAGGAAUUUAAGUAAGAAGAUGUAAUAAAUUAUAAAGACUUGUUGAAAAAAAACUACUAUACAAACCGUAAUUUAACCACUUAAUAAUAAAAACUCUUAACGUAAGAGUGAGCUAGAGAGCGUUUAAUAGAGUGAGAUAAAAUUAGAGUGGAAAACCUAUAAACGAAGAAAAAAAUUGAUUUUCACAAAAUUUACACUUGAAGUAGUAUUUGUUGCAAUUAUUGCAACAACAGCAAUCUAAGUAAAAUCCAAACAAUAACAACCAAUUAUUGAGUAAUUAAGAAACAAGAGUCAAACGAACGUAGACUUUUAAAUCAUGUCUACGGAUGGUUCAACGGCGGGCCAAGUGACUACUAGCAUAGUAGACGAUGGUUCAUCGUCGCAGGGGGCUACUGGUGCAGCUGGCGGUGCUGGCACAAGCGCUGGUGGUAAAUGCCAAAUGCCUUUAACACCACGCUUCACCCAAGAGGAAAAGGACAUUCUUUACAGUUUAUUUCAUCAGCAUGAAGAUGUCAUUGAUAUUAAAUAUCGUAAAAAGAAUCGUUCCAAGUAUUCUGUACGCGAUGCCUGGGAGCAAAUUGUACGCGAUUUUAAUUCACAUCCCAAUGUUAGCGCGAUGCGCAAUCUUAAGCAAAUUCAAAAAUUUUGGUUAAACGCAAGGCUGCGUAAACAAUAUCCUUUUCGUAGCGUUACCCUUAAGCAAGAGCAAAUCUCUGCCGACAGCGGUCAGAAUGGUCAACAAAACGCAAGACAACAACAACAACAACAGCAGCAACAAUUGGUAAAUCAUACCAUUAAAACAGAACCAGAGUUUACUCUUAACGGUGGAGAAGCGAACGACAAUAAUGACCAAAGCGAAUCGUAUGAAGAAAUGGAGAUGGAUGGUAAUGGGGUUACCGAACUGGAGGAAAAUCCUUUAGAAACACAACAACAUCAGCAGCCUCAACAUCAGCAGCUGCAACAAGUGGUGCCUACAACGGCUAUACAUACACAGCAUAUAAAUGUUGAUCAAAUAUCGGCGGACAAAUUAACUUUAACCGAUUUACUGCAUUUUAAAACAGCAAGGCCUAGAGAAGAUAUUAUUUUGCAAAUCAAACAUCCGGGAGAAGCCACCGCAGCACAGAUUACUUUGCCUUCGCCUACACGCAUCACCAUACCCACGCAUCAACAACAGCACACAAUGGCUACUAUUACAGCAAAUGGUUAUAAUCAGCAGAUCAUUAGCGAAAUCAAACCGCAACAGAUAACGCUGGCUCAGUAUCAAGCUCAACAGCAGUUGCAACAACAGCAACAACAACAACAAGUAGCCCAGCAGCAACAAUUAGCUCAGCAGGCACAACUGGCUAUUAUACAGCAGCAGCAACAGCAACAACAAGCAGCCGCAGUAGUUGCGGCAGCCGCCGUUCAACAACAGCAACAUCAACAAGUAAAAAUGCAAUUGCAAACAACGCCUGCUGAAGGUGCCACACAAUUUGCUACCGCUACGCCCACCUUUACUUGCACUACCUUUAGUGCCUUGCCUACAGCAGCAACAGUCAGUACGGGUAAUACUAAUCAUGUGUCAGUAGCUGCAGCCACGGCCCCAACCGUAGCCACAAUUACCACAGCACCUUCCUUAAGCAGUCACAACAACGUUGUAGCGGUAAACAAUGUGAACGCUGUUGCCAAUUCGACGAACACAUCUAACCCUACUCAAGAUCCCUAUGAAGAAAAAAUCAACUAUUUCAAGAUGAAGGAGGCUGAAUUGCGUUACAAAGAACAACAAGUUGCUUUGGAAAAGAAAAAAAUUGAACUGAGCCAUACUCAGGAUCAAUUGAAACAUUUACGAGAAGUUCAUCGCUUGCAAGUAGAAGAGUUAAAGGUUAAAAUACGUAUUUUACAGGAGGAAGAAAAGCAAUUGCUAAAAGCUCAGUCGCCGUUAAGUAGUUAGGGAGCUGGACUCAUUCCCCCUCUCCCACUGAAAAAUUUUUUUCAAUUAUUUUGAUUAACAUUUAAGUAUUAUUGUUAGAAUCGUCACUUCUCCUCCCUCGCACUUGCAGUGUCCUUUUAUCCAUUUUUAUUUAUUUAUGACUUUAGUUAACACGUACAAACACAGUUGUAUGAAAAAAAUGUUUUUUUUUUUUUCAAUUAUUUUGAUCAAGUAUUACUUGGGAAGGUUUAAAAAUAUUAUUGACAGCAUCAGUUAUCCGUUAACACUUCCACAUCACGUUUUUAUCAAUUUUUAUUUAUUUAUACUGCUAGUUAUUAUAUUAAAAUAU
Glossina fuscipes is the source of this 2495-nucleotide messenger RNA. RefSeq names its product regulatory protein zeste (gene z). Lineage: Eukaryota; Metazoa; Arthropoda; Insecta; Diptera; Glossinidae. The transcript is spliced from 3 exons. The coding region runs from base 554 to 2167 and encodes 537 amino acids. The record is from RefSeq and is a predicted model, not a curated record.